This is a messenger RNA of Panicum virgatum (switchgrass), 645 nucleotides long. RefSeq lists its product as uncharacterized. The record is from RefSeq and is a predicted model, not a curated record. The coding region runs from base 1 to 645 and encodes 214 amino acids. The transcript has a single exon. Lineage: Eukaryota; Viridiplantae; Streptophyta; Magnoliopsida; Poales; Poaceae.
AUGGACGAACUAGGCCUCCACUUCAUGGACAUUUUUCACAAAAGCUACUGUGGCAUCUCUCCGCCGCAUUGGGAAGAAUCUGAUAAAUAUGGGCCUCGCACGCCAUGUGCAGUUGAAUUGAGCGAGGCAGGGAUCCACUUCAAGAAGAGCCACAAUGACAGCAUCCAUGGCGUUGACUUUGACAACGCCAUCCUGAGUAUGCCCCUGUUCAAGCUACAAGGCAGCACUGAGACUAUUCUCCUCAACCUGAUGGUAUUUGAGUGGCUGCACCCUGAUGCCAAACGUGACGUGAGGUCCUACAUAUCCUUUCUGGACGAUAUCAUCGAGUCUGAAGAAGAUGUCGCACUUCUAAGAUCCAAAGGGAUCUUUGAGAAUCUAUCUGGCAGCGACAAGAAGGUGGUGGAGAUUUUCAGCACCCUCACCAAGUUAUCACGGGUGCCGAUCAGAGGCAGCAGUCUGGGCUACGUGCAAUGGAAGGUGAAUGCGCACUGCAAGAAGCGCUGGAACAAGUGGUGGGCCAGCUUUGUCAAGACCUACCUGAGCAACCCCUGGGUGUUCAUCUCCCUCGUGGCUGCCAUCAUCUUGCUCAUUGCCACCCUACUGCAAACCGUCUAUACCAUCAUGCCGAUAUACAACAAGGGUUAG